This is a messenger RNA of Cannabis sativa, 2988 nucleotides long. Its product is annotated as NADPH--cytochrome P450 reductase 2. Gene Ontology annotation, cellular component: cytosol. Gene Ontology annotation, molecular function: flavin adenine dinucleotide binding; NADPH-hemoprotein reductase activity; FMN binding. NCBI's taxonomy places the organism in Eukaryota, Viridiplantae, Streptophyta, Magnoliopsida, Rosales, Cannabaceae. Bases 250 to 2436 code for a protein of 728 amino acids. The transcript is spliced from 17 exons. The record is from RefSeq and is a predicted model, not a curated record.
CUCGUCCAUUCUUCAGUUUCUGGCUCUCUCUCUCUAGCUUUCUCUCUCUUCAACUACCUCACCCACCUUCCUCAAGGAGAGAGAAAGUCUCUCUCAGCUCAAAAUUCGCCAUCACCAAAUUCUCAACCUCUACAGAUUGAUCGCUGUGUUGAUUUUAUUUUGCCGGUGAACGGAAUCUGGAAUAUUCUUUUCUCUUGUAAGUAUCGAAUUGUUUUGGAUUUUAGGUAAAAGUUUGGGGGUGUGGGAGUAAUGGAGCCUUCGUCUUCAACUAACUCGAUGAAGCUGUCGCCGUUGGAUCUGAUGACUGCGAUUAUCAAAGGUGUAAAGGUUGACCCGUCGAAUAUGUCGUCGGAUUCCACUGUUGCUGAGGUUGCUACGUUGAUAAUGGAGAAUCGUGAACUCGUCACGAUCUUGACUACUUCUGUUGCUGUACUUAUUGGAUGUUUUGUUGUUCUUAUGUGGCGGAGAUCCAGUGGUCAGAAAGUCAAGGUUUUGGAACCUCCUAAGCCGUUGGUUGUUAGGGAGCCUGAACUUGAAGUUGAUGAUGGUAAGAGGAAGGUUACCAUCUUUUUUGGUACGCAGACUGGAACUGCUGAAGGUUUUGCUAAGGCUUUGGCGGAGGAGGCAAAAGCUCGGUAUGAAAAGGCCGUGUUUAGAGUUGUGGAUAUGGAUGAUUAUGCGGCUGAUGACGAAGAAUAUGAGGAGAAAUUGAAGAAAGAGGAUAUUGCAUUCUUCUUCUUGGCCACAUAUGGUGAUGGUGAGCCAACCGAUAAUGCCGCAAGGUUUUAUAAAUGGUUCUCAGAGGGUAAUGAAAGAGGGGAAUGGCUUCAGAAUCUGAAGUACGGAGUAUUUGGUCUGGGUAACAGGCAGUAUGAACAUUUCAAUAAGGUGGCCAAGGUAGUGGAUGAUAUCCUUGUAGAGCAGGGUGCAAAGCGCCUUGUCCAAGUUGGUCUUGGAGAUGAUGACCAAUGCAUUGAGGAUGACUUCACUGCCUGGAGAGAAUUGGUAUGGCCAGAAUUGGACCAGUUGCUUAGAGAUGAGGAUGAUGCAGCUGUUACCACCCCUUACACCGCUGCUGUAUUAGAAUACCGUGUCGUAUUUCACGACCCUGUUGAUGCAUCACUUGAGAAGAAGAGCUGGGCUAAUGCAAAUGGACACGCUGUUUAUGACGCUCAACAUCCAUGCAGGGCUAAUGUGGCCGUCAGAAAGGAGCUUCAUACCCCUGAAUCUGAUCGUUCUUGCACUCACCUGGAGUUCGAGAUUUCUGGCACAGGGCUUUCAUAUGAAACAGGGGACCACGUUGGCGUCUACUGUGAGAAUCUUCCAGAAGUUGUAGAUGAGGCUCUUAACUUAUUGGGCUUGUCUCCUGAAACAUACUUCUCCAUCCACACCGAUAAAGAAGAUGGAACAUCUCUUGGAAGUUCUUUACCACCUCCUUUCCCUCCCUGUAACUUAAGAACUGCACUGACACAGUAUGCUGAUCUUUUAACUUCUCCCAAAAAGUCUGCCUUGCUAGCUUUAGCGGCCCAUGCAUCUAACCCAGCUGAAGCUGAUAGACUAAGACAUCUUGCAUCCCCUGCUGGAAAGGAUGAAUAUGCACAAUGGGUAGUUGCUAGUCAGAGAAGUCUCCUUGAGGUCAUGGCUGAAUUUCCUUCAGCUAAGCCCCCACUUGGUGUAUUCUUUGCAGCAGUGGCCCCACGUUUGCUGCCCCGAUACUAUUCAAUCUCAUCAUCUCCAAGAAUGGCUCCAUCUAGAGUUCAUGUUACUUGUGCAUUAGUUUACGAGAAAACACCAGCUGGGCGUAUUCACAAAGGAGUGUGCUCUACUUGGAUGAAGAAUGCUGUGCCUGCUGAGAAAAGUGAUGAUUGCAGUUGGGCACCUAUUUUUAUUAGACAGUCGAACUUCAAGCUUCCUUCUGAUCCUAAAGUACCAAUUAUCAUGAUUGGUCCUGGCACGGGAUUGGCUCCUUUCAGAGGUUUCCUACAGGAAAGAUUGGCUCUUAAAGAAUCUGGAGCAGAUCUGGGACCCUCAGUUUUGUUCUUUGGAUGCAGAAACCGUAGAAUGGACUUCAUUUAUGAAGACGAGCUGAACAACUUUGUUGAAAACGGCGCUCUUUCUGAACUAGUACUUGCAUUCUCACGAGAGGGACCUACUAAAGAAUACGUGCAGCAUAAAAUGGCGCAAAAGGCUGCAGACAUGUGGAAAAUGAUAUCCGAAGGAGCCUACAUUUAUGUUUGUGGUGACGCUAAGGGCAUGGCUCGUGACGUUCACCGAAUGCUUCACACUAUUGCUCAAGAGCAGGUAUUUCAAUACAAAUUGUUGUGUACUAAAGCUAGAAUAGAAUUAGUGUCACAAACUGAUGUACUAACAAAGUCUCGGGUCCUAUUCGUUGAUUACAGGGACCAAUGGACAGCUCGAAAGCUGAGAGCUUGGUGAAAAAUCUGCAAAUGAAUGGAAGGUAUCUCCGCGAUGUGUGGUAACCCCAUAAACCUUAAAAAGGGAAUGAAGAACUAUUAAGAGUUUUAAUGAAAUACAUAAAAAAAAUAUUAAAUGCAUAAAACAAUUGGCCAAACCAAAAAGGCCAAGUUGGUGUAGUAGUAAAGUACUUAAAGGGGCUUGUUAUAAUUAUGAUGAUGAAGCCUCCUUCCAUUUUGUGGUCUCUUCGAAAAUGGGCGAAAAUCGCUCCUGUUGCGGUUGGUAUAGCGCUCUCGCCUCUCGGUCCUCUGGUGAUUCUUUUAACUCUAUGUGAAAUUUUUUUGUUCUUGUAAUUUAUAUAUUAUACGAAACACAAUAAUUAUGGGCUAGGCAUAGUCUUUUUUCUUUUAUUUUUUCUUUUUACUUUUUUUAUUAUUAUUAUUAUUAUGGACUCUUAAAUUUUCCCCUGUAUUAUGAACCACAAAAUAUGGUUCUAAUGGCAGAAUAUUAAUGGUCUUGUUUUUCCUAUUUUUGUAAUUUGGUUACAUGGAUGUAUUAUAUUCAAGUUUGUUA